Mus musculus (house mouse) is the source of this 4813-nucleotide messenger RNA. RefSeq names its product carnosine N-methyltransferase 1 (gene Carnmt1). Lineage: Eukaryota; Metazoa; Chordata; Mammalia; Rodentia; Muridae. Gene Ontology annotation, biological process: carnosine metabolic process. Gene Ontology annotation, cellular component: cytosol; nucleus. The transcript has 8 exons. The coding region runs from base 666 to 1733 and encodes 355 amino acids. Gene Ontology annotation, molecular function: carnosine N-methyltransferase activity; protein homodimerization activity; protein-L-histidine N-pros-methyltransferase activity. The record is from RefSeq and is marked validated.
AGCCCGGCAGCGAAUGAACGCGGGCGGCCGCGGCCUUAGCCUGGUCGUCGGCGCGUGCGCGGGUCCCGAAACCCUGGCGGAGCGCAGCGCGAAUGGAGGCCUGAGGGCGGCGGGGGCGGGGCGUGCCGCGAGCGGGGGCCUCGGCCGCGGCCGGCGCCGUCUAGAGGAGGCCCGGCCGUUCGCCACCACGCACUCGGGAGCCGGGAAGCGCAGGCGGGUCACGCCGUGGGCCGCGGCGGCGAUGCAGCGACGACAGCGCGCUCCGCCCGCGUCUCAACCGGCCCAGGACGGCGGGCGAAGCGAGGACGUGGAGGUGCAGUUCUCCGCCGGGCGUUUGGGCUCGGCCGCGCCUGCGGGGCCCCCGGCGCGCGGCACCGCCGAGGACGAGGAGCGGCUGGAGCGCGAGCACUUCUGGAAGGUCAUCAACGCGUUCCGCUACUACGGGUAAGGCGCGCCCGCCCGCCCGCACGCCGCAGUCUCGGGGCCCGCCUCGUGGCUGGUUCGCGGAGCCCGCGGUCACCUGCGCGCGGGCGGUCCCGUGGGGCUGCCUCCCACCUCACCCGGAGCCGCCGGAGCGAGUGUGCACUUUUUGUAGAGAACUGAACGGUGCUGCCGAGUGGCUCUGACCGGAUGGUGGAGGGAGGAAGAGAUCCCGGAGUUGCAAAAUGUGCAUCUUGGUAAGGAAAAAAGAGAGCGGGCACCGGAGCCGGCUUUAUGUUCUUGUGGUCUGCGACACCAGCAUGCAUGAACGAGUGAACAGAACAGAAAGACAGUUUCGGUCCCUUCCAGAGAACCAGCAGAAACUGCUUCCUCAGUUUCCUCUUCACUUGGACAAGAUCCGGAAAUGCAUUGACCAUAAUCAGGAAAUACUGCUGACCAUUGUGAAUGAUUGCAUACAUAUGUUCGAAAAUAAAGAAUAUGGAGAAGAUGCCAAUGGAAAGAUUAUGCCAGCAUCUACAUUUGACAUGGAUAAGUUAAAAUCUACACUGAAACAGUUUGUAAGAGACUGGAGUGAGACCGGGAAAGCAGAAAGGGACGCCUGCUAUAAGCCAAUCAUUAAAGAGAUUAUCAAAAAUUUUCCAAAGGAGAGAUGGGAUCCUUCUAAAGUAAAUAUUCUGGUACCUGGUGCUGGACUAGGAAGAUUGGCCUGGGAAGUAGCUAUGCUAGGUUAUGCUUGUCAAGGAAAUGAAUGGAGUUUUUUUAUGCUCUUUUCUUCCAACUUUGUACUCAACAGAUGUUCUGAAAUUAACAAAUAUAAACUUUAUCCCUGGAUCCAUCAGUUUAGCAAUAAUCGGAGAUCAGCUGAUCAGAUCCGACCCAUUCUUUUCCCUGAUGUUGACCCCCACAGUCUUCCUCCUGGUUCUAACUUUUCCAUGACAGCAGGAGACUUUCAGGAGAUUUACUCAGAAUGCAAUGCCUGGGACUGUAUUGCCACCUGCUUCUUCAUAGACACAGCUCACAAUGUAAUUGAUUAUAUUGAUACAAUAUGGAGAAUACUCAAGCCAGGUGGAAUCUGGAUAAAUCUUGGUCCUCUACUAUACCAUUUUGAAAAUCUGGCAAAUGAACUGUCUAUAGAAUUGAGCUAUGAGGAUAUUAAAAAUGUUGUUCUUCAGUAUGGAUUUCAGCUAGAGGUGGAGAAAGAAUCUGUAUUGUCAACAUAUACUGUGAAUGAUCUCUCUAUGAUGAAAUACUACUAUGAGUGUGUUUUGUUUGUGGUCCGGAAGCCACAAUAAUGGUCUUAAGUGCUAUUACCCAGAAAAACAUUUAAUAAGAGUAAAUGAUGAAAUAAACAACUCAGAGUCAACUAUCGGUGACAACAGGACACAACCUCAAAUCAGUGGUGCCUUCUUAUUCCUAACAAAAUUUAGAAAUAGUGUCUAUUUUCUUAAUGAUGUCUAUUGCUUUUUUCAGAAAUAUACUAUGCCGUGCAAAUUUAUACCACACAAGUAAAAAAAAAAAAAAAAAUGAAGACAUUAUCUCCCAUGCAGAUAUCUAAUGGAGGAACUAUCUUCAAGUACUUUUUUCUUUGAAGCCCUGAAUUGUCUUUAAGAAAAUAAACAUAAACUCCAGGUUUCAUGAAGCUAUUGCGAGUCUGCAAUAGAAUUUGAAACUAUUCUUUCAUCAUUCAAAAUAGUUUUAUUUUAUUUUUUAGCUCAGCCGCAUUUAGAGAACAUCAAACAUGUCAUGUAUGAAAUGCUAAAUCAGUUGUAUCACAGGUUAAAACUCAUGAACUACAGUAACAGAGAAAGUCUUUGUCCAUGUUAAACUGAAUCUUAUAUCAAUCACUGGAUCCCUUUGAAAUGUAUGUAAAUAUAAAUAUUUGGAGGUCCAAAAGCUUCUUUUAUAAAGCAGUGUUAAGAAACUGGAAAAAUAAGAAUAAAAUCUGCCCAUCUGAAAUACAUAAUUUCGAAUUAGAAAUUAAUUACAAAGCUUGUCGUGUGAUGUUUACAAUGAUGUGUUUUAUAAAGUAUGUGGCUUAUGGAAGCAAGCACUUUUUUAGUUAACAUGUAUUCUAGUGAAAAUUAUAAUAGAAUUAAUGUGAGAAGUUCUGAGUAUAAAAUUCAGGGAUAAAUUAAUGCCUGUGUUCUGUGUCUUCCUAGGCAGCAGCCAUUCAUGGAAUUUCAGAUUAAUACUAAUUUUGUCCCCAGAUAAGAGUUGGAGCUGAAAGAGUAUAUGCUGCUUUAAUUUUCUACCUCUAGAGAGGCCUGGUCAGAGGGAGUUUUCCUUGUUAGUUGUAAUGCUUGUUAUUCCGUUUCCAUUAGCUAGGAAAGAAGAGGUGGAAGGUGUUUUAACUUCUGCAGGAAAAGGAAGUUCUUGCUGAGUGUUGCACAAAUGUGUGACCUCUGUGGCAUCUGGAUUAGAUGGAUUUAAUAUGUACUGGUGACAUAACUGCCUUGUUGCCAUGCUUUAAUAGGACGCCUUACUUUAAGUCCUUGAGCCUUUGUGUUGCUUAGGUUUGAGUCUGUAGGAUCUGGUAUCUUUCUAGUUGGGAGAAUUCUACACAGUAUGGGAAUUUUUGUCAUCUGUCCUUCCAUCAUGCAGUACAUGGCUCCACAGAGCAAAUUUUACUUCUUAGGCUGUGUAAAUCCAUAGUCUAGUUUUUGUCUAAAAUCAUUUCUUGUUCUUCUAUUGCUCACUACUUUACAAAUGUUCAUUUGGUGGAAAUUCUUAUCACUAUAUACAAGGGGGGAAUAUCUCUCAGAAUUAUUUUUUUAAGGGGAAAAAAUAACCUAAGAAAUGUAUUUUAAAAGUCAUCCAGUGAACAGCGAGGAAUGCAUGCUUUUUAAGUUGUUAUUUAGGAAUGCUUUUAUUCAUCGAGUGUUUUUUGUUUUUUUACAAAGGUAAGAGCAGUCUGACACCAGAGGGUUGGUUUUGUUACCUAACGAUUUUUUUUUCUGUUAUGUUUUACUCUUUAAUGUUACUACUUACAUUUCUAAAUUAUGUAUUUUACUUAACUCUGAAAUCAGUUAUUUCACUUAUUUUUUUCUUCAUAUCAUGAACGUUCUAAAAAUAUUCCUUAUAAAUUUGCAUCACUUUUUCUCUUGUGGCUUUUGAAGUUACUAUAUUCUAAACUUGAGAAGAUGGUAUAAAUCAAUAAUAGAAGAGUCACUGGGGAGCUGGUGAGAUGGCUCAGUGGGUAAGAGCACUGACUUCUUUUCCAAAGGUACUGAAUUCAAAUCCCAGCAACCACAUGGUGGCUCACAGCCUCCCAUAGUGAGAUCUGAUGCCCUAUUCUGAUGUGUUUGAAGACAGCUACGGUGAACUUAUAAUAAUAAAUAAAUCUUAAAAAAAAAAAAAAAGAGGUGUCACUGGAGGAGUUUAAUUUUGUAUUUUUUAUAUUUAGGUCCAGCUAUUAAAGUGUGUAAGUCUGGGAAAUUUAAUUUUUUUUCUUAAAUUAGUGCUAUAUACAAAUGUUCUCAGUUUUAUAAGGUGAUCAUGUGCUUUCUGUUUUUAAAUUUACAUUUUCUGAGGUGGUGAAGACUUAGGUUCUGAUCAAUAAGCAUGAUAGGGCAUGUAGACUAUACGGGAAGGCUCCUGAGCCCACAGUAUAUAGUGAGCAUGAUAGGGCAUGUAGACUAUACGGGAAGGCUCCCGAGCUCACAGUAUGCACUGGUCACGCCGGGGAACUGUAGAGUGUAUGGGCUCUGUGUGUAAUUCACGUUCUGACAUCGCCAGAAAGACGGGACUGGGAGCUUCAUGUCUGCAUGAAACUUCCUAUAUCUUUAAUGUGUGUAUAGACUUACUUUUUCUUUAAAUAUUAAAGUCUACCAAUUGCUACAACAGUUCUUGGUUGUUUCCCUCAAUGUAAUGAUGGCCAUAGUGGGAAUGUUAUUUGAGCACAUUUCUCAAUUCUUCAUUAGCCUUUUUUUUUUUUUUUUUUGUACGCUUCUAGGAACUCAAUGAGCAUUUGAGCUUUGAGUUUGCCGAGGUGUAUAGUAUCUAUUUUCACUUUGUUUCAUUCAUGUUCAGUAUAAUGAACUUGGAAUCUUCCAAGGGAAAAAGAUUAGUCUUGAUCCUUAAUUUUGUUAAAUGAUAGAAUAAACUACAAAGGCUAACAGCAGAAAAAGUUUCAAGAAGAGCAGUUUUAUCAUCUGGGGUCGCUUCUCUGAACUCUUCUCAACUGGGCGGGUAGUGUCUCUGAGGACUUCUGCCAGGUGACUCCACAGUGCCUCAGCAGGUGGCUACUGGGUGAGGACUUCACUCUGCAUUCUGACCUGGUAUUUUCUCCUCCCCUAGUGCUUUCUCUCUGUAUUGUCAACUUUUUAUUUCUAUGACAACAUACUUUUAAAGUAAAAGGAUAAUGGGUUUAUUA